Molecule: messenger RNA, 967 nt
Organism: Drosophila ficusphila
Lineage: Eukaryota; Metazoa; Arthropoda; Insecta; Diptera; Drosophilidae
Gene: E(spl)m2-BFM
Product: enhancer of split M2 protein
Exons: 1
Coding region: 108-773 (221 amino acids)
Biological process (GO): Notch signaling pathway; sensory organ development
Source: RefSeq, a predicted model, not a curated record
GCAGCAGCAUCAGAAAACGACCAGCUCUCGCGAGGUGCGCACACGCAACGCUCGCUUAAAAAGAAGAAAAACUCACAAGAAAAAGCUCCACAACACACCGCAGCAACAUGUAUCUGGAUACGAAAAACAUGACGGCCAGCAACACUUCAGCUUUGACAGCGGCAACAACACCGUCGAACGAAAAGUCCGCACGGCACAUGCGCAAAGUUUGGCAGCCGCUGCGUCGUCUGCUGAAAGUGGGUGGUGGCAAGGGUCGCACCGCCCAGCUGACCUUGGCCCAUCCCAACAACGUGGAUCUCAACAACACACAAAUGCAGCAGCAGCAGCAGCAACCCGAGUUGCUCGUCGAAGAUGAGCCUAAGUCAACGCCAGAGGAGUCUCUUCACAAGUACGGAUUGGAGCUGAGGCAACUUCCCGAGGAGGAGGUGUCCCUCACCCAGCCGCCCAACACGCCCACCCUCAUCAGCAGCGUUUACGUGGACAAGGUCAGUGCCCAAAGCUGUGGGAACUGCCAGCAUGGACGUAAUUGCCAGCACAGACAUCACAGUAGCAGCAACAGCAACAGCAACACCAGCAGCAACAUCAACUUGAACAGCAGCAACAGUGCAACACAGUUGCCCAGCAACCUCUGGGAUCUGCAGUUGCCACUGCAGUACAUCAGCACGGAUAACGGCACCUUCUUCUGGGCCAACACCCAGGAUCGCGUCGACGAUGAUCUCCUGCACGCCCUGCUCUGCCAGAGCUUCAGUCAAAUGCCCGGAACCCUCUGUUAGCUUAAGUCCGCCCGCAAGAACCUCACCCCAUCACCGAAUAGAUCUCAAUCGCUUGGGGGUCACACCCCUAAUUAUCGUAAUUUCACUUAUUUAUUUCCCCGCGCAAUAUUUACGUUGUUAAUGUGAUACUAAUUUGCAUGUAAAAUAAAACAUAAUCACUCAUUUUGUACCAUACAAAUGGAAGAACAAGAAAA